ACACGCGGGCAUCAGAAGCGGAACUAAUGUGCGACGCAACGUUCUACGCGGGUAAAUUAGAGCGGCGCACCCAAACACUGUAGGCUGCCUGCUACGCCCUCAUGUGGUGCUGCUCGGGGACUGAAAGGCUGCUCCUGGAGAGAGAAGCUCCGAUUUCUCCUGUUGCAAGACUCCAAGGAAAUGUUAGUUUGGAGAGAGGGGCAUGUGAUGACAGUGAGGCCUCUGACACAGAGAGGGAUAUUCCAGAGGGUGAGGAGGAUGAAGAAGAGGGUGAGGAGGAUGAAGAAGAGGGUGAGGAGGAUGAAGAAGAGGGUGAGAAGGAAGAAAACAUACAGGGACAGAGAAAGGAACAGCCAGAGGGACAGCAAGUGGAUCCAUGUGGAUUAAGUACUGCACCAUCAGAAUGACGUAGCUACCAGGACAACCCAACUUGAAUAUAUUCCCAAUCCUUUUGAUGGGGGACAGGAGACGGAGCUUCAGGCCAAAAUGCUAUAAUCUUCAUCCACGGCUUGAGUAUUCUGUCAUGAUGGACUCUGCAUAUUGCUAU
Molecule: messenger RNA, 547 nt
Organism: Etheostoma spectabile (orangethroat darter)
Lineage: Eukaryota; Metazoa; Chordata; Actinopteri; Perciformes; Percidae
Product: bromo and FHA domain-containing protein DDB_G0267958
Exons: 3
Coding region: 102-407 (101 amino acids)
Source: RefSeq, a predicted model, not a curated record